This is a messenger RNA of Dicrocoelium dendriticum, 2283 nucleotides long. The record is from the annotation of a GenBank genome assembly. Lineage: Eukaryota; Metazoa; Platyhelminthes; Trematoda; Plagiorchiida; Dicrocoeliidae.
AUGUGGAAUUUGCAGCAUACAAACAAUGAAGAUCGCAGUAAAAAGACUCCCGCAUUCAAGAAAUGGGGAGUGUUAUACAGCGGUAUUACAUGGAUGCAAAAGUUACGCAAAACAGCCAGUAGUACGCCCUCAAACGAACCAGAUGUCCCUACAUCUGAAGCAGUUGGACUUAAAUCUAUAACAGCCAAAAACAAACCCAACAGAUGGAAACGGCUGCUUAGUACAACGAGAACAGAAUCCUAUAGAAACAUAGAUCCGAUUAGCCCCACCUCAAAACCUCCACGUCAAAACACGGGACAACAGUACUACACUCCGGGGACUCCAGCAGCAAGGUUAUUGAAAUCAGCAAGUGUAGGAGAUUAUGCUCGACUGGUCCCUCGUGCUGAGGUCAACACAUCGCUUCGUGGAUGUACAACAACAAACCAGCCUGAGCAAGUACAUUCUUUCUCCUAUUCUUCUGGAUUGCCUAACCGAGCUUCAGCUGAAAACGUAUAUCCGUUGUUUUGGCCCAGUCACGGUAAUCCACUCCCAUCACCUUCACUUGACAUGCACAAACUGGCGUUUCUACAAAAGUCUGAGGACUCCACCGUGGACCGGACAGAUUGUGAAUCGACUUUGGAGCCAAGUGACAGUUCUCAAGGUACUGAUCAUCAAUUUGGCUCGCAGACUGGCAGUACAAACGCAACAAAGUCCAUGUCAGGAAGCGCUCAGCCUGAUGCUAAUGAUUCGGAAAGCAUGGAAUCGAGAGAAAACCAAGAGGAAAUGAAAACUAUAAUGCAUCGUGAAAGAAGACGAGCGGUAAUCGAAGACGAUCAUUUCCAGUGGAACUCUGAGGAGGAAGCCUCAAACGCCGGCUCAACCGCUGCGGCUGCUGAAAGCGAAACUUCUACCUCAAAGAGUACCGGAGAACUUGUAUCAUCGGUCGGCUUUUUUGGUGGACAACGACGCGGAUUGCUUAGAAAGCAACGUACAGUUGCUGAGUUGCUGGCGCGUUCUCAAACUCUGAAUGCAUCGUCGGAAUUUGACACAAAAACACGAAAAAAAGCCAUUUUGAAGCUGGCUGAAAGUCGUUCACGUUCAAAAGAUCUCGUUCUGGAUAUUGGUGAAGCACUGAGCAAAUUAACUCCAUCAACAUUUACGGAUACUUAUUUGGAAUCAUUCAGGAACUCACACUGGUCACAGAUAACAACCAAUGGAAGUGUACCGGCUACAGAGGAAGGUCCGAUGCCAACAAGAAGAGAAGUCCUUCGGCGUGAGGCUGUUUGGGAGCUGUUCAAAAGCGAAUUGAUUUUCUUCACUGAUCAUUUGUUGGUCUUGAAAAACUGCUUCAUGGAACCAUUAAAGAAGCUUCAAGUGGACGGAUACCUCAUGUUCGUCGAACCUUCGGAUCUAUAUGGAAAUUUGGAUGACUUGUGCUAUGUGAGUCACUCUCUGUGUCGGGAACUUCUUGGGAACCUGAGCCGCGAUAGUCGAGUGAAAGAUUUCGGCAACACAAACGUAUUACUCCAGACCCUAAAACGAUGGUCGGAACAUUCCAGAGACGGAGAAGUGUACCAUACAUAUUGUUUGAACUAUGACUCCGCCUUGGUCUACCUGGACACCCUGAGGACGAACGAGCAAUUCACUGAGUAUGAAAGGUGGUGUGAACAGGAUCCUCGAUGCAGGCGUUUACAACUAACUGAUUUGUUGGUUGCACCUAUACAGCAUUACAUGAAGAUUCCACUCAUGCUCACCGGAAUCCGAGGAUACACUGCUGACAAGGCGGAGCAAGACAUGCUCCAAAACUGCUUGGAGAAGGUGGAUAAAGCACUGAAAUCGCUGGAAAACAAAAUGCAAUGGCUGAAAAGUUUCGAGCGCCUUCAAGAGAUUCAAACACAGCUAGUUUGGCCCUCUGUUUCGGAAUUGGAACCGAAAGUUUUCAUACCGGACUGCUUGAAACCGAAGGUUGCCAAACAACCAUGUGAGCGGUUGAUUGCAACUCCCAGGAGGAACUUGCUACACGAAGGCCCGUUGACGUUAAUUGAUGGGAAUAAAGUGAUUGAGACAUACACCUUUUUGUUUGACGACUUUCUCCUCCUUACAAAAGUAAAGAAGCAUCCGAAGAAGAAUAUUGGAGACGAUGCUGUGUACAUCGUUCAUCGACAGGCAAUCGCCUUAGACCGGUUCAUGUUGCACGAGUUGAGUUCUGCUGAGGAACAUGAGGAUGCAGUGCAAUCCAGCGGAGCUGUGAAUGCAGUUUCUAGCCACCUUGCUGCUAUCGACGUGGACAAGAAGCACAUGUGA